UGUGUUUGCAUUAUUCAUUAUCCCUGCCAACACAUUUUUUUCAUUUUUCCCUCCAUGCACUUGCAUGAACCUUGUUAUAUAAAACAGUUUUUAUAUGGUACUGGUGAGGUGUUUAGUCUGAGUAUGUUGGCAUUUACUGGUCCAGCACUGCUUCCCUCACUGGUCUUAGCACACAAAGGUAAUGGUGUCGCCCUGUGUCCAGGCGUCGUCCAGACCACUGCCCUGCUGGACUACGAGGCCUCCGCCAGCCACAACCUGACGGUGCGGGCGCGGGACCCCUUCACCGGGGGCCACACGGACACCCACGUCACAGUCGCAGUCACGGACGUCAAUGACAACCCGCCGGAGUUCAGCCGUUCCGUCUUCAAGGGAGACGUGUCGGAGGCUGCAUCACCGGGCCACGUGGUGCUGCAGGUCUCGGCAAGUGACGUGGACACGGGGCCGGGCGGUUCAGUGCGCUACUCGUGUGUCAUGGAGUGUGGCAGCUUUGAGGUGCGUGCCCUGGACGGUGCCGUCACACUCACCAAGGAGCUGGAUGCAGAGACUGAGGCUCAACACGUGCUGACUGUGCUGGCCACGGACUCAGGCAUACCCCAGCUCUCCUCCACCGCCACAGUGGUUAUUGACGUUGUGGACUUCAACGACAACCCUCCAGCGUGGCGCCAGGACAGCUACUCCUGCCGCGUGUCGGCCGAGGCCCAGCCCGGCCAUGUGGUCACCUCGGUGUCUGCCACUGACCCAGACGCUGGUCAGGUCACGCCGCUCAGUUAUGCCAUUCACUCGGGAGACCGAGACGCCAUCUUCAAAAUGGAUCAGCUGACUGGUGUGUUGACGGUGACGGCCCCACACAAGCUCAAGGACGUGGCCUCCCUCACCCUGAACCUGUCUGUGAGUGACGGGGUGCACGCGGCCUUCACCGGCCUGCACGUCUCGGGGCUGGCCUCCAACCACCACGCGCCGAGGUUUAAUCGCACUCUAUAUGAAGCUUACGUGGAGGAAAAUUCAUCUCCUGGCCAGCUAGUCAUCAACCUGGUGGCCACGGACCUUGAUGCCUGGGACCUGGGCAAGCUGCAGUACACCAUCCUGCACCAGACUUCAGAGGGAGCCUUCACCGUGGACAAAGAAGGCAACCUAUACACUGAGACACCUCUGGAUCGCGAGUCCCUGCCCAUGCACAGCCUCAAGGUGUCUGUGAUGGACGAGGGGGGCCGGGCCAGCUUCACGGCGGUGCGUGUGACCGUCCGUGACAAGAACGACAACCCACCAGUCUUCAUGUUGCCAGAGUAUCAGGCGAACAUCAACACUGACGUGGCUCCCAGGACAACCAUUCUCAAGGUCGAGGCCAGUGACGCAGAUGAAGGGGCAAACAGUGAAGUGAGGUACCGCAUGUAUGAAGCCAACAGUUCUGAGGCACUGGAGCUCUUCUCGGUCAACCCCACCACCGGCGAGGUCACCGUGGCACAGACCAUCCGCAGCCGAGAAAAUGAGGUGUACCAGUUUUUCAUCCGUGGCGAGGACAGCGGCUCCCCCCAGCACCACUCCGACGUGCCCGUCACCAUCUUCCUGCUGCCCCCUCAUGAGAACCCCCCGCACUGCGCCAGGAAGUAUGCACAGUUCUUCAUCAGGGAGGACGCCCCCAUCGGAUUCUCCUACAUUGUGAGCACCUUCCCCCAGUAUUGUCACAUGGAGAAUCACGUGUUCAACGUCUUCAACACUGCACUCAGAUUAAACGCACGAGCCAUCAUCAACAUCGCCAGAAUUCCUAAUGUGGCCAUCAACAUGGAAAUGACUAACUGGAACACGCUCAUCGAAUGUCGGAAAGAAGAAUUCGCCAGGGCUAUUGAACACAGACGUGCCCUAGAUGGAGCCACACCUGUCAUGAUAGCUGUAGCCCUGCGUAACUUAAAAGCCUUUAAUUUCUUCAUGUCCAUCGAGCCCAAAGCAAAACUUAACACGGCUUUUGGUAAUUCCAAGACUACAAUGUCCUUUGUCAAAGGUGCCAACCUGGAUAUCAAGCCGUGA
Eriocheir sinensis (Chinese mitten crab) is the source of this 2022-nucleotide messenger RNA. RefSeq names its product protocadherin Fat 1-like. The record is from RefSeq and is a predicted model, not a curated record. Gene Ontology annotation, biological process: homophilic cell-cell adhesion. Gene Ontology annotation, cellular component: plasma membrane. Gene Ontology annotation, molecular function: calcium ion binding. Bases 55 to 2022 code for a protein of 655 amino acids. The transcript is spliced from 11 exons. Lineage: Eukaryota; Metazoa; Arthropoda; Malacostraca; Decapoda; Varunidae.